AUGCCUAUUCCUUUUAAUUUUAGUCAUAUAAAAAUAGUAAUGAUAAUUUCAGUGAUACUAAUAAACUUAGUAGCAGCCUCUCCUUCACAACCAAAAUGACCUCAAUAUUUUAUAUCUUCAAUAACAGACACUAUUUUAGAUGAAAAUCAGAAUCAGAAAUUUACUAAUGGAACAUAUUAUUUCAAUUUUCUUGCAAGAAGCAGCAGAAUUGAUUUGGAAGAUGGCCAAUAUGAUCCUUUAUGCAAGUUAAAUGGGUUUGAAGAUCUCAUAUAUAAUCCGUGCAGAAUAUAUGCUACAGGUGGCAAUACUUUUAUAUUUUACCCUGUUGACUCUUAUUGUUGUUGAUGCUGCAAUGCUAGCCAAGGCUGUGGGAAUAUUUACCCAAAUGCAUUAUUAAGAGAACUUGAAUUUUUGGGUGAAAAUGAAAUUGAUGGGAAAAGUGGAUAUUUUUGAAAAAGGGAUGAUUAUGCUUAUUUUGAAACUAUAGGUGAUAAUCCAGAAAAUAGGGAUACAAUCAUAAUUAUUGAAGAAUCUAAAAAUAUUACUUUUGAAAGUAUGAAUCGAACUUUGCCUGAUCAGAAAACUUUUGAUUUGCCAUGGGAGUGCAAAGUGAGCCAUUCUUGUCCAGAAGAAUCACUUUGCGGUCGAAUAAGAAAGAAAGGAAUAGAUAAUUUGAAAGAUAUUUCGCCUAUAUAUUAA
Messenger RNA from Blepharisma stoltei, 699 nucleotides. NCBI's taxonomy places the organism in Eukaryota, Ciliophora, Heterotrichea, Heterotrichida, Blepharismidae. The record is from the annotation of a GenBank genome assembly.